CCAGCUGGCGUCACCAGGACAACGGGCGUUGCCGCCGCCUUGUGACUCGGGCUGUGGGCGCGCUGGCGGCUCUUCGGCCAUGGUUUUCUCAAAUAAUGAUGAAGGCCUUAUUAACAAAAAGUUACCAAAAGAACUUCUUUUAAGAAUGCUGUUCAGCUUGUUGUUAAAUUUUACUUGGUCUAAUCCAGAAUGUACUAAGUAUGUACAUAGCAUUGGUCUGGAUUCUUUUUGUAAUAUGGCUUGGAACAUCUUAGCCCUGGAUGGAAGCAACUGGCAGAGAAUAGACCUUUUUAACUUUCAGACAGAUGUAGAGGGUCGAGUGGUGGAGAACAUCUCGAAGCGAUGUGGUGGGUUCCUGCGCAAGCUCAGCCUGCGGGGCUGCAUUGGAGUCGGGGAUUCCUCCUUGAAGACUUUUGCUCAGAACUGCCGAAACAUCGAGCAUUUAAACCUCAAUGGCUGCACAAAAAUCACUGACAGCACGUGCUACAGCCUCAGCAGGUUCUGUUCCAAGCUGAAGCAUCUGGACCUGACCUCCUGCGUGUCCAUCACCAACAGCUCCUUAAAGGGGAUCAGUGAGGGCUGCCGAAACCUGGAGUACCUGAACCUGUCCUGGUGCGAUCAGAUCACGAAGGACGGCGUGGAGGCCCUGGUGCGCGGCUGUCGAGGCCUGAAAGCGCUGCUGCUGAGGGGCUGCACGCAGUUAGAAGACGAAGCUCUCAAACACAUUCAGAAUUACUGCCACGAGCUUGUGAGCCUCAACUUACAGUCCUGCUCGCGCGUCACAGACGAAGGCGUGGUGCAGAUUUGCCGGGGCUGCCCGCGGCUGCAGGCCCUCUGCCUCUCCGGCUGCAGCAACCUCACGGAUGCCUCUCUCACAGCCCUGGCUUUGAACUGCCCGAGACUUCAGAUUCUGGAGGCUGCCCGGUGUUCCCAUUUGACCGACGCGGGCUUUACGCUUUUAGCUCGGAAUUGCCAUGACCUGGAGAAGAUGGAUCUUGAAGAAUGCAUCCUGAUAACCGACGGCACACUCAUCCAGCUCUCCAUCCACUGUCCUAAACUGCAAGCCCUGAGUCUGUCCCACUGUGAGCUCAUCACGGACGACGGAAUCUUGCACCUGAGCAACAGCACCUGUGGCCACGAGAGACUGCGAGUCCUGGAACUGGACAACUGCCUCCUCAUCACCGACGUGGCCCUGGAACACCUGGAGAACUGCCGCGGCCUGGAGCGCCUGGAGCUGUACGACUGCCAGCAGGUCACCCGCGCGGGCAUCAAGCGGAUGCGGGCUCAGCUCCCUCACGUCAAAGUGCACGCCUACUUCGCGCCCGUCACGCCCCCGACGGCAGUGGGAGGAAGCGGACACCGGCUGUGCAGGUGCUGCGUCAUUCUCUGACAGCGGCUGCGUGGGCCCAACUCCAGAGGAGACCCGAGUCUUCCCCACCUUCUCCACUGUCACCGCCAUCUGUUGGUUCUCCAUUGGGAAAGGCAUUUGCAGGUAAAAGACUUCAGUAGGGAUUGCAGUAACUUCUGUAGGUGAUAGUUUUCACCUCGAUUCUGCUGCCAAGCAAUCAAAUCAAAGCCUUGUGUCAGGAAACACAGGGCAGGAGUGGUCUCCACGCAGCCAGGACCGUGCAAGAAACCCGGUUUCUUAAAGAGGUGGGUGUACCUUCCUAGGGAACAAAAGUUCCGUCCUCGGCUUUGUCAGCGUGGCGCAGACAGACCGUCAGUGUUAGCACAAAUUGAACAGAAAAUACAGGCUGUCGAUUUUCUACCUGAUACUUAAGACAGUGGCCUACUUUAAUUCAGUGAUUCCAUUUUGAUUAGCAGGACUUUUCCACUUUGAAGAUUAAAUAGCAACUUCAUCAGUGACUAUACUGCAAAUUCAUAAUACCCGAUAGUUUUAUAUGUAGAGACUUACGUGAAGGCACGUGAAGAAGUUUCCAUGAGACACCAAAGAAAUAAGGACUCUAAACUGGGUGGAGCAGGGUCUUCACCUCUGUUUCUGUCAACUUGCCGCAUAUACUUUUGGGGACCAAAAACAAAGUCGACUCAGAGUUUGCUGCCUGAUGGGGAACUGUAAGCUCUGGCGUAUGCUACAGCACAGUUUUAUUAUAGGAGAAAAGCUAAUCACAUCAUCUCACAAAAUUUGGGGGACCUUAAAGCAAUAGAAGUGAAUAGGCUUAAGUUAUCUAUAAUAUAAUUGAUUAAAAAUAAUGAAUGGAUGCAUGUAGAAUGGGUGUGAUUUUUUUUCCAAGUUUAUUUUAAAAUCGUAGAAAUCAAGUUACACCAGAACUGUUCAGAAGUCGUACACACUUAAAACUCAGAUCAGUAAAGUGUUGGCACCUUUUGCGACUCAAAUAUAAAAAUGGAUAAACCAUUGCAAUAAAUCAGAGGGUUUUAUUGCUGUAAUCUGUGGUAGAGCAAUCUGAGCAAAACCAUUUCCCAAAUUCAAGAGCUAAUGUUGUCUAAACUCCGGGAAGGCGAUCAAUCAAGUUUCUGCCUGUGCGGUCCACUUCUGUUGUCUUUAUUAACAUGAGGAACAUCGUACCGCCUUCAUGGCAAACUUGUGCUCAUGGGAGCCGAUCCUUCCUAGCAACCACUCCCCACAUUGAGGAGUCCAGAGCUUGUGAAGUCAGACAGCAAAGCCAAGGUGUCAUUUUCCCCGUGACUAGCAGUACUUCUAUUAGGUGGACAGUUUUAGAAGCAUUUAGGACGCAGUGCUUCAGCUGCAUUCUAAGAAGAGGGGGGGCACGUACGUAAAUCCACAACCCCAAAAUCAACUUAACGGGACUGCCAGAACAAGCAUUCAAGUCCUGAUGAUUUUAUUGCUUUCCGAUAUACUGAUAUUCACUUGCCUACAAAUUUUGCAGUUACUUAAAUAUACAUUUGCACCACUGUGUGGGGAAUUGAUGCAGGAUGCUAUUUAAAUAAACACCAUAGCACAGA
Messenger RNA from Phyllostomus discolor (pale spear-nosed bat), 2943 nucleotides. It is a transcript of the gene FBXL2, whose product is annotated as F-box and leucine rich repeat protein 2. NCBI's taxonomy places the organism in Eukaryota, Metazoa, Chordata, Mammalia, Chiroptera, Phyllostomidae. Gene Ontology annotation, molecular function: protein binding. The transcript has 15 exons. The record is from RefSeq and is a predicted model, not a curated record. Gene Ontology annotation, biological process: SCF-dependent proteasomal ubiquitin-dependent protein catabolic process. Bases 80 to 1390 code for a protein of 436 amino acids. Gene Ontology annotation, cellular component: SCF ubiquitin ligase complex.